Ectocarpus sp. CCAP 1310/34 is the source of this 1113-nucleotide messenger RNA. The record is from the annotation of a GenBank genome assembly. Lineage: Eukaryota; Phaeophyceae; Ectocarpales; Ectocarpaceae.
AUGACCCUCGGCAUGGCCGCGACCCAGCGCACAGAGGGCUUAUUCGGGAUUGCUAAACGAGCUGGAGUAGAGAAAAAUCUUUCCCUGUGCGCUCUUUGGGAGAAGCUUCAAAGUGUGAACAAGUCUCUGGAGUUGACCCAUGUCGCCAUCAGCGAAGGCCAUGAUGUGUCCACAACAACUUUGCUCCGAUGUCGAAUGAAGUUGGGAACGCCAGCUAUUGCAGCAGUGAGGCCAUUCCAGGUUGCGCACCUGGAUAAGUUUUUCGGCCCCGUGAUAGUGGAGCUCGAGCGCGUUGGCGCUAGCGAGUUCUGCCAACGGGAUGUUAGAGACGAGCUAGGAGGUUCGCAGUCGUAUGAUGUGGAGAUCAUAGCUUCUGGCGCCGCGGGUAACGACAGCAGCCCGCUUCCCCUUGGCGACGACCGCCUUCGUCAAGCUGUCCACGGCGCUCAGCAGAACCGCAACGCGUUCCAGGAAGCGCCACCUCUAAUUGACCUGGAACAAGACGGCAAGCACGGAUCGUACACCCAGACGACAGAGGGCACGACUCCUUGGGCGCGUACGUCGUCGUCAACGUUCUUGGAGCUCCUCGGCAACGUGCCCAUCCACCUUGCCGUUCUCGUUCGGUACCAGCUCACGCGCACCAAACAAAGCCACAUCAUUGUGUUCGGGCCUAACAACUUCCACUUGUGCUCCUGCUUGAAGCUUUUACGUCUUGGACUACCCUGCAGGCACUACUUCGCCGCGCUACUUCGCUUUCUCGGCGGCGUGUAUCGGGGAAUUAGGCACGACUUCCACGGUAGUUCCGUGCACAACCGUUGGAGGAAGUCGCCAGGUGGCAACGACGACCCGUGGAGCGUUUCUAGUGUCCUGCAACAGGCUGGACUCGGAAAGGGCUGGGACGGCAGGGACGAGGGACUGGACGACAACUACGAAGGACCCACGUUCGACGACGAUUACGGUGGAGAAGGUGUUCACCCCGCAGAACGUGAAGGGCGAGCCACAGAGCGAAAAGCGUGCGACCAACGNGUGAAGAAGGUGUUCACCUCGCAGAACGUGAAGGGCGAGCCACAGAGCGAAAAGCGUGCGACCAACGCCGAGUGUUCGCGACUAUGA